This is a messenger RNA of Coffea eugenioides, 1992 nucleotides long. Its product is annotated as delta(24)-sterol reductase. Gene Ontology annotation, biological process: steroid metabolic process. Gene Ontology annotation, cellular component: cytoplasm; membrane. The record is from RefSeq and is a predicted model, not a curated record. The transcript has 3 exons. NCBI's taxonomy places the organism in Eukaryota, Viridiplantae, Streptophyta, Magnoliopsida, Gentianales, Rubiaceae. Gene Ontology annotation, molecular function: FAD binding; oxidoreductase activity, acting on the CH-CH group of donors, NAD or NADP as acceptor. Bases 140 to 1831 code for a protein of 563 amino acids.
CCUUCUCCUCUUCAGCUCUCUAUUAUUUAUGUUCGGCUUUUCCUGUCACUUUCAGCUUCAGCAUUUGCUCGUCCUCUUACUCCUCUCCACUCUCCUCUCUGACUCUUGAGGGUGUAGCUAUAUACAUUCAUUCACCAAUAUGUCAGAUCUUGAGGCCCCUCUUCGCCCCAAGAGGAAGAAGGGCUUGGUGGACUACUUUGUCCAGUUUCGGUGGAUCAUUGUUAUCUUUGUUGUUUUGCCUAUCUCAUUCACGAUGUACUUCCUGCACUAUCUGGGGGAUGUGCGGUCUGAGUGUAAAUCCUUCAAGCAGCGUCAAAAAGAGCAUGAUGAAAAUGUUAAGAAAGUUGUGAAGCGGCUCAAAGAAAGGAAUCCAUCAAAGGAUGGUCUUGUUUGCACAGCGCGGAAGCCAUGGAUAGCUGUUGGAAUGCGCAAUGUUGACUAUAAGCGUGCUCGGCAUUUUGAGGUUGAUCUUUCUGCUUUCAGAAACGUACUUGAUGUUGACAAGGAGAGAAUGAUUGCUAGAGUUGAGCCUCUUGUCAAUAUGGGUCAUAUAUCUAGGGUUACCGUCCCAAUGAAUCUAGCCAUAGCAGUUGUUGCUGAGCUUGAUGACCUGACUGUUGGUGGGCUCAUUAAUGGCUAUGGGAUUGAAGGGAGCUCCCAUAUUUAUGGCCUAUUCUCUGAUACCGUCGUAGCCUAUGAAAUUAUAUUAGCAGAUGGGCAGUUAGUUAGAGCUACCAAGGACAAUGAAUACUCUGACCUUUUCUAUGCUAUCCCAUGGUCUCAGGGAACACUGGGGCUUCUCGUUGCUGCUGAGAUCAAGCUUAUUCCUGUCAAAGAGUAUAUGAGAGUAACUUACAAACCAGUUGUUGGCAAUCUCCAAGAGCUUGCACAGGGAUAUAUUGAUUCUUUUUGCCCCAGGGAUGGGGAUCAGGAUAAUCCUAACAAGGUUCCAGAUUUUGUAGAAACCAUGAUUUACUCUCCUACAGAAGCUGUUUGCAUGACUGGUAGAUAUGCUUCAAAAGAAGAGGCCAAACAGAAGGGAAAUAAGAUUAACAGGGUUUGUUGGUGGUUCAAGACAUGGUUUUAUCAGCAUGCUCAAACAGCUCUAAAGAAAGGUGAGUUUGUGGAGUACAUCCCUACAAGGGAGUAUUACCACAGACACACAAGGUGUUUGUAUUGGGAAGGGAAGCUCAUUCUUCCAUUUGCUGAUCAAUGGUGGUUCAGGUUUCUCCUUGGUUGGAUGAUGCCACCCAAGGUAUCUCUGCUUAAAGCUACUCAAGGUGACGCUAUUAGGAACUAUUAUCAUGAGAUGCAUGUCAUUCAGGAUAUGCUUGUUCCUCUUUACAAGGUUGGAGAUGCUCUCGAGUGGGUCCACCGUGAAAUGGAGUUGUAUCCAAUUUGGAUGUGCCCACACCGAAUGUAUAAACUACCAGUGAAAACCAUGAUUUAUCCUGAGCCAGGAUUUGAGCAACAGCACAGGCAGGGUGAUACACAUUAUGCUCAGAUGUACACUGAUGUUGGAAUCUACUAUGCCCCUGGACCAGUCUUGAGAGGUGAGGUAUUUGAUGGGGCUGAUGCUGUCCGUAGAAUGGAGAACUGGUUGAUUGAAAACCAUGGAUUCCAGCCACAGUAUGCUGUGUCAGAGCUGACAGAGAAGAACUUCUGGAGGAUGUUCGACGCUGACCUCUAUGAGGAGUGCAGGAGGAAAUACAGAGCUAUUGGAACUUUCAUGAGCGUGUACUACAAGUCAAAGAAGGGGAGGAAGACAGAGAAGGAAGUGCAGGAAGCUGAGCAAGCUAUUCUUGAGACUCCUUAUGCUGAAACUGCUUAACUUUUUUUUAGGUUGAAACUGAGAUUUCUGUAGGACUGGAUCCGUUUUACAAUUCUUGCAGUUGUGUUGGUUGUAUUGUCUUCAUCAGGUGUUGUAGUUCAUACUUUAUUGGACAUGCGAGUUUUCUUAUUGAGCUGGUUUGGACCAUGUUGCGCUCUAAA